UUUGUUAUAACUUUGGAGGGAUGACAGGAGCACUCUAAAAUGAAAUUUAGGUUUUUGUGAUGUGUUAUUUGAGAUGUGGUCCUCUACAAUAUUGACACAUGUCAUUCAAAACAACCAUUAGAAGUUAAACAGCUAAAUUAAAGAAAAAAACAAAAUUAUUCUAUCAAUCAUCGUCCUCCUAAGUCAAACUUACCCAGGAAAACAAAGCAAUCUCCAAACUCCAUGGAUGAACAGUUACAUCCUCAAUCAAAUUGGUCAGAAAUCCCACAAGAUAUUCUCCUUAAAAUCUCUAAAUCACUCAAAAUCUACUCAGAUUAUAUCCAUCUUAGAGUAGUUUGCCGCCAUUGGCACACAAUUCUACCUUCAAAACCGCCUAAAACUCUCCCAUGUCAACUCCCAUGGCUUCUUCUUCCUCCUUCAAAUCCCGCCACCGGAAACUCUCAUAGAACCUUCUACAACAUUCUUACUAACAAACUCUACUCCUUAUCAGUUCUAAAAUCUUCUUACCCACGUCGAAUUCUUGGAUCCUCACAUGGGUAUCUAAUCAUCUCUUCUGGUACACCAGAAAUAUUCUGUUUAAACCCUCUUACAAAUUCUAAAGUUCUUCUCCCAUCACUUUCAUCUCUUCCUGGUGUUGUUUCCUUUAGUUUUUCAAACUUAGGAAGAGAAUACUUGAUUCAAGAUCAGUUUACUCAUCAAAUUUACUUUCUUGAUUUGCAGCAAAUGAGAGAUGAUUUCAUAAGAAAACUUGUCCUUUCUUCUCCUCCAAGAGGUGGGUCCCAAUCCCAAUCCCGACCCGAAUCUCCUACAUUGGUGUUUGCCAUAGUAACUUCCUUUCUUACAAAAACAACUGAAUUGGUUUUCUGUACUACCUUAGAUGAUAAAUGGAAUUGGGUUCCUGUUUCAGAUUUUACUGCAGAAGAUGUGAUUUACUGUGAGUCUAAUGGGUUAUUUUAUGCUGUUAAUAAGAAUGGUGAUAUUGGGAGUUUUAAGAUUAGUGUUGGUGGAAUUUGUGAAGUAGUAUCAAUUUGGAAAAGUGUGGAUUUGAUGGGUGGUGAUCUCAAGUAUUUGGUGUUGAUUGAUGAUGAAUUGAUUUUGUUGACUCGAAAUUUGGGGUCGGAAGCUGAUCUGAUAACGUACUGUGAGCUGUAUAAGACAGUUGGGUUCAAAGUGUUUCGGUUUUCCAAGGAUGGAGUUGGUCGGGUGCGUUGGAUGCCAGUGCCGAAUAUUGAGGAUUGGAUGGUGUUUGUUGGGGAGAGUUCAUCAGUGGCAUUAUUGGCAUCGGAUUUUCGUGGGUGUAGAGGGAAUCGUAUCUACUUCACAGAUGAUCAUUCUAAGUGUAAUGAUGUUGGGGUGUUUGAUAUAGGAGAGAAAUGCACCGAGGCAUUAUCUUGUUUUCCAGAUGAUGUAAUUUUGCCUUUGUAUUGGCAGUCACCCAUAUGGAUUACUCCUAAUCCUCACUAGCUGGUUCUACAAUGUCUUCACCCAAAUGCCUUGACUCUCGCCUACUGGGUUUGGGGAUUAAAUGUGUCCAAGUUUAUGCUUGUAAUAACAAAGUGAUUGUUUUUCAGUGAUCCUUAUUGUAAACAUCAUCUGCUAUGCUAUUUCACAUAAAUAAGAAACACACAAUUUAAUUA
This is a messenger RNA of Amaranthus tricolor (Joseph's coat), 1637 nucleotides long. RefSeq names its product F-box protein SKIP23-like. NCBI's taxonomy places the organism in Eukaryota, Viridiplantae, Streptophyta, Magnoliopsida, Caryophyllales, Amaranthaceae. The coding region runs from base 223 to 1464 and encodes 413 amino acids. The record is from RefSeq and is a predicted model, not a curated record. The transcript has a single exon. Gene Ontology annotation, molecular function: protein binding.